ACCGCCAGGGCAAGAAGGGAAGAAAACAGGGUGCUCAAACUCAAAGCUGCUCGAGGAAAAUGGAGAUCUCCUCCUCCUCCUUUCUCUCUUCCUUUCUCCUCCUCCUUCUCCUCUCCUCCUCCCUCACUUCAGCUACUGAUAGUACAAUUUUCAGUAGAUCCAUCUUCGAAGGUUCCAUUUUUUAGCGGAGUUGAAUCAUGGCAAAUACUCUUUCAUAGAAAGGACCUGAUGGCAUGGAGAAUGGAGACAAUCCUGCAGAUCAACUGGUGGCAGUAAUCAACACCAACCGAACCUCGUCCAAUUCCCCAAGACUCUUUGACAAUGCAGGCCUUGGCUGCAUUGCCUUGGAGUACAUCAAGGGCUACAACGGUGAAUGCAACAAGGUAGGUGAAAUGAUGAGGCCACCUAACUCCAGCUUCACUGACACCUUUGCCCCCAAUUGUGGUGUUGAGGUUGCAACACUUGCACCAAUCUCUGGCCGCCUGAUUGCCUGCCAGAGCUCCUAUGCCUCUCCCCAGGAUGCCUUUAACAUUUUGGUUGACGAUGCUCGGAGCUUACAGAUUCUCCAUAGUAGGAACCACACCACGGUAGGAGCUGCAGUGAGUGGCACGGAUGGGGGCUCACCAUAUUUUUGGUGUGUGCUGUUCAGUAAUGGGAAGGGGAACAAUAGCUUUGUGCUUGAGGGAGGCGUCGCAAAGGAUGUCCAUCCAGGGUGUUUCAGUGGCAAUAACGAUGAUUGCAGCGCUGCCAAAGGGUUGAGCAAGAGAUUGGGGGUUAUGGUGGCUACAAUGUUGGUUACUUUGGCUUAUGUUUUUGGGUUGUGAGUGAGGUAGAUUGUAAAAGGAGGAACAGCACACCAUUUCUUGCUCUUAGUUCAUUUUUUUUUUCAAUGAAAAAACUGGGGAUUAUAAGAGAGGUUUUGGUUAGUCAUCAUUGUAAACUUAUGAUUUGUUCUUCAUUGUUCCAUUGAGUAUCUAUUCAAGAUUCUUGUCUUUGUUUUA
Zingiber officinale is the source of this 1001-nucleotide messenger RNA. RefSeq lists its product as uncharacterized. The coding region runs from base 234 to 824 and encodes 196 amino acids. Lineage: Eukaryota; Viridiplantae; Streptophyta; Magnoliopsida; Zingiberales; Zingiberaceae. The record is from RefSeq and is a predicted model, not a curated record. The transcript has 3 exons.